This is a messenger RNA of Macadamia integrifolia, 1881 nucleotides long. Its product is annotated as alcohol-forming fatty acyl-CoA reductase-like. Gene Ontology annotation, cellular component: intracellular membrane-bounded organelle. NCBI's taxonomy places the organism in Eukaryota, Viridiplantae, Streptophyta, Magnoliopsida, Proteales, Proteaceae. Gene Ontology annotation, biological process: suberin biosynthetic process; long-chain fatty-acyl-CoA metabolic process. The coding region runs from base 107 to 1585 and encodes 492 amino acids. The record is from RefSeq and is a predicted model, not a curated record. The transcript is spliced from 10 exons. Gene Ontology annotation, molecular function: alcohol-forming very long-chain fatty acyl-CoA reductase (NADP+) activity.
CUUCCAUCUCUUGUCAUAAAUUGGAUGUAAUAAGUUCAAACAACGCAUUGUCAGCCAAUCACUAUCUUAAAGCUUUCUGUUUUUCACUUUUCUCUUCUAGUUCACAAUGGAUUUUGGAAGUAUAAUGAAAUCUCUGGAGCACAAGAGCAUCUUGAUCACUGGUACUAGUGGCUUCCUUGCAAAGAUUUUCAUGGAGAAAGUGCUUAGGUCCCAACCUAAUGUCAAGAAGCUGUUUAUCUUGUUAAGAGCAGAGAAUGAUACCUUUGCUGCUCAAAGACUGCAAAAUGAAGUAUUCGGAAAGAAAGUAUUUAGGGUUUUGAAAGAAGAACAUGGAACUGGUUUCGAUUCGUUCAUUUCGAACAAAGUAACUGCUGUCGCAGGAGACAUUUCCUUUGAGAACUUGGGUAUAAAAGACUCCACUUUGAAGGAAGAGAUGUGGAGAGAAAUCAACCUCAUCAUCAAUGUUGCAGGAAAUACCACCUUUGAUGAGAGAUACGAUGUUGCUUUAAGCACCAAUGCACUAGGAGUUAAGCACAUCUGUGAGUUUGCAAAGAAAUGCACCAAACUAGAAUUGCUUUUCCAUGUUUCCACAGCUUAUGUCACUAGAGAAAGGGAAGGAAUCAUAUUAGAGAAACCAUUUCAAAUGGAAGAAGCUUUUGGUGAAAACCAUAGCUUUCUUGACAUUGCAGUAGAACAAAAACUGGUCCAAGAAAGAUUGACGGAACUUCAAGAAGAGAAGGCUACAGAUAAGGCCAUAAAGCUUGCCAUGCAAGAGCUGGGGUUACAAAGGGCUAGGUUGUUUGGCUGGGCAAACACAUAUGUCUUCACAAAGGUAAUCGGUGAGAUGCUUCUCGGGCAUCUCCGAGGGGAUCUACCUACCGUUAUCUUGCGUCCGACCAUUAUCACAAGCACUUACAGAGAACCAUUCCCUGGUUGGAUUGAAGGCUUCAGGACCAUUGAUUCUCUGAUUGUGAGCUAUGGCAAGGGGAAGUUGAAUCACUUUCUAGCAGAUCCUGAGGCACCACUAGAUGUGGUUCCUGGAGAUUUCGUGGUGAAUGCGAUGUUAGCGACGAUGGCCGCUCAUUCUCGUCAAUGUUCGAAUCAAUUCAUCUAUCACGUUAGCACAUCUUCAAGGAAUCAAGUGAAAAACAAUGAUCUGGUUGAUUUUAUUUACCAGUACUUCUCCAAGAAUCCAUGUCUUGGAAGGGAUGGAAUGCCUGUUAGGGUUACCAGAGGUUCUCUACUUACAACAAAGACUAGCUUCAACAAUCUCAUGACUGUAUAUUAUAAGCUACCAAUUCAGGUCUUACGAGUUGUGAAUGCAUUAUCUUUCCAAUCUUUGGAGGAUAUAUAUCACAAUCUCAAUCGGAAAUACACAUUGAUAACGCGUUUUGUUGAUCUGUAUGAGCAUUUUGCAUUUUUCGAAGCAAGAUUUGAUGACUCAAACUUGAAGAAAUUGAGAAUGGGUAUAAAAGAUGACAAGAUAACUCCCAUGAAAUUCUAUUUAGAUCCGAAGUGCAUCAAUUGGGAAGAUUACUUCAUCAAUAUUCAUAUUCCUGGCCUUGUUCAACACUCCAUCAAAUGAAAGCUCAAAAAGUUGAAAGUUAUAGAUUGGUUUCCUCCAAUUCAUCCAUUUCUUCUCAUUUGUUCUCCUAAUCUGAUUUUAUUUUCAUGUCAAGAAGUGUAUUUUGGUUUCUGAUCAGGACUCUAGAGUAAAGCAAAAGUUAUCUAAGUUGUAUGUAUCUAAGCGUCUCUUUCCUAGUUCUUUGUGUGUAGGGUAUUAGGUUUCCUUUAAAGGGAAUUAUUAUCUUAAAAAACGUGUAAUGAAAUGUCUUCAAUUCCUCUUCUACAAGAAAAGCGGGCAUUAGCCACACUUACUAA